AUUUCCUCCUCAUCAUCACCAUGAGUUGAGUUACAGGUUACAUCUUAUUUCAUAAUCAUUUGUGCUAACAUUUAGUUUCCAUCAGCAACAUCCCAAGAUAAUCAUCACUUAAUCAGUCCUAAUAAUUUUCCCUUUCUCCUUGAUUUAGUUUACAUGAUGAUUACAAGAUUAUCAUCAUUAUCAUUAUCAUUAUCGUUAUUAUCCUCGAUAUCCAGUAAUUAAACUAUAAUUAAUUGUUAAUCUACAAUGUGAUUGAUUUUCCUCUUCUUCUUCUUCAUCAUCAGAUCAGACUUUCUUUUUGUUUCAACUUGGCAAUCAACUCACUGAGAGUUAAUUGUUACUACAAUUACACCUUGGAUUAUGAUUAAUUUGUGACAAUCUAACUGAUUAAAUUGUUUGCUUGUUUGAUUAGAUUGUUUCGAUUGUCGAUUUGUUUAUUAUUAACUUUUGCUUGUUGCUCUCAAAUUGAAAAUGCCUCUCAAACCAAUUUGGGUUCUCACUUGGGAUAUUUUAAUAGUGAUAACAAUUAAAAUCAAAUCAACAAUCGGCGGAAAGGAAAACUGUACAUUUGUAUUCGAGAGUCGAUUCGCCAAAUUUGGUAACUUCACCUCACUCAGUUGGCCUUCCAAGUAUCCAAAUAACAUGAGAUGUAUUUAUUACUUUCGAGGUGAACCUUUCGAGGCCAUAAACAUUACUUUCCUUGCUUUUGACCUGGAGUCGCCUUUUCCUAAAGGUUGUUUAUCUGAUUAUAUCGAUAUAUCAACGAUCACUGCCUUCAAUGUUAAACGAUUAGUGGGACGUUAUUGUGGCUCAACUGUGCCUUCGCCGAUACUUUCGAUGCACCCGAGGGCGGAAAUUAUUUUCAAAUCCAAUCAUGUGGUCAGUAAAAAAGGAUUCUUUGGUUUCUAUGAGUUCGUCGACGAAGGUUUAAUUGGUCCACCGGUGAGGGAGGAAAAAUCCUGUGGUGGUGAUGAAAAAGGUUUCGGUGGGAUAAUCAGUUCACCCAACUAUCCAAAUUCAUUUCCUAAAUCAAUUGAUUGUAUGUGGUUAAUUAGAGUACAACAAAAUCAACACAUUUACCUUAGGAUAAUGCAAUUACAAUUGUUUGGGUCCAUAGCUAAUUGUAAGGAAGCUCAUCUAGCAAUUUAUGAUGGAUAUGAAAACUAUGACUAUGAACACCAUGAGCCUAAAAAAUACUGCGGUGACCUAAAGUAUUAUAAAAGUUUGGACGAUAAAGUUCAACUGAGUGCUAAUAACCGUUUACUAAUUAGAUUCAAAAGUGAGAUUACUGCUCCUCAAUGGGAAGAGCAAGUUGCAACCCAAGAGAUAACUGGAUUUAAAUUAAUUUGGACUGCAGUUACAUUCAAACCCAAAGCUGAUUGUCAACAUUUCCUAUGUUCCAAAUCUGAAUUUUGCUUAACACCUCAGAGUGGGUCAACCUGUAAACGUAAGGAAUACUUUUGUAUUGAUAAAUCAUUGAAAUGUGAUGGGAUUCCCAAUUGUAGUGAACAAGAUUCCUCCGAUGAAGACCAAUGUAACGUUUCCAACCGUUUAUACACAAUUGUUACAAUUCUGGGACUGAUUAGUGUUUCCUGUGGAUUGAUUUGUUUCCUAUGUCAUUGUCGUCGUCGUCGUCGUCGUCGGUCAAAUCUUGAUGACCAUCGAUCGUCAGUGUCUCAAAGUGGCCUUCACGGGUCUGGGUCAUCGGCAUUCACGGUGAAAACAACAUCCGAUGGUUCGAUUAGUGUUAAACAUUUAAAUCAUAGUCCACAAUCAUCAUCCUAUGUACUUGUGGCCAACGGCAGCGGCGGUGGGGAAAAUCAUGAUACACCUUCAUCUCCACCUUCUGAGUUAUUAUUACCUUUGGAUACUUUUUAUCGUCGAUCACAAAAUCAGAAUCAAUACCAACAGGCUAUUAAUCAAUUAAAGAAACAUCAUCAUCAUCAUCAUCAUCAUCGAUCAACGACUAUGUUAACACCCGAAGAUGAGGUCACUUUUACCUCUCUCUUACUAGCAUCGUCUUCGGUUCCUUCAGUGAAUCAUCAUACUGGCUCACUGCGGACUCCUCGACAUCAUUCAAAUAAACACCAUAAUCAACAACAACAAUUAACCAAACCACUAUCGGCAUCAUCACUUGGUAAUAUAAUUGUUUCAACUUCCACCCCACCGGUGGGUAAAUGUUCAAUUCAUGGUCAACGAUCAAAUUUAUUUCAAGUGCCUCCACCACCUCCACUUACCCUUCAUGAUAAUAACUUUUAUACCCUCGGGUCAUCACAAGUAUCAUGAUGAGUUGAUUCAACGACUCAGAGGAUUGUACAUGAGAUUACAAUUAAUUAAUUGCUAAUCGUAAUUGAUAAGGUACAAAGAAACUGAAUCUCAAUUAGUAACAUAAAAGAAAAGUUAUCAAUCUAAUAGUUAAUUGUUUUAAAAUUGAUCCAAAUUUCAACCAAUUAAAUUGUUCAAAUUAAUUUUAAUUGAUAAUAAAAACUAAUCAUGAAUCUUGA
Panonychus citri (citrus red mite) is the source of this 2504-nucleotide messenger RNA. RefSeq lists its product as uncharacterized. NCBI's taxonomy places the organism in Eukaryota, Metazoa, Arthropoda, Arachnida, Trombidiformes, Tetranychidae. Gene Ontology annotation, cellular component: plasma membrane. The transcript has 8 exons. The record is from RefSeq and is a predicted model, not a curated record. Gene Ontology annotation, molecular function: protein binding. The coding region runs from base 472 to 2286 and encodes 604 amino acids.